Molecule: messenger RNA, 565 nt
Organism: Apis florea (little honeybee)
Lineage: Eukaryota; Metazoa; Arthropoda; Insecta; Hymenoptera; Apidae
Product: cuticle protein 8-like
Biological process (GO): synapse organization
Cellular component (GO): neuron projection membrane; extracellular matrix
Source: RefSeq, a predicted model, not a curated record
AUGGCUUUUAAAUUGGUAGCACUUGUUCUAGCUUCGUCGGCCCUGCUCGACGGAGGGAGAGCGGAGGGCGGCGGUCACGCGCACUCUUUCCACCAUUUCCACGGACCUGUGAUAGGCGAAGCUCAAGAAGUGAGUUGGAAGGACAAGCACGGCCAUCGUGAUCACGAUUACGUGGCGUAUCCCCAUUACGAGUUCUCGUACGGCGUGGAGGAUCAUCAUACUGGCGACUAUCACGGCCAAAAGGAGCACAGAGACGGCAAAGACGUUGUCGGUGAAUACACGAUAAAGGAGCCCGGUGGUAACAUUAGAACGGUGAAAUAUCGGGCAGGGAAGAAUGGAUUUUUCGCCCACGUUUUCAACAGCAAUGGCAACGACCACGAUGGAGGCCAUCACCAUUAAGCGGGGCGUCAUCAUCCGUUACCAAAGAUUUUCUCGUUACGUUGCGAUUGUUAUUGUUGUUGUUGUUGUUAUGCAACGUUGAUUGUUUCGUUUUUGUUGCACUGAUUAAAAUAAGGAAAAAAAAAAGAGAGAGAGAGAGAGAGAGAGAGAAAAAGAUCGAUCGAAA